AUGGAUCCAAAGGAUCUUAAAUUACGUACUCUUUUAAUUGAUAUUGGUGAUAAAUUAUCAAAUAAUGAUCGUGUUAUGCUCGGUUUUCUUCUCACUGAUGAUGUACCACGUCGUGAUCUCGAUAGUGUAACUCGAGAUAGUAGAACAUCGAUGAAUAUUAUAUGGGAUACAUUAAUUGAGCGAGGAAAAAUUACUCCUGAUAAUAUCGAUUAUCUUAUUAUUCGUCUUGAAAAAAUUCGACGUAUGGAUUUAGUUCGACAACUUAAACAAUAUUCAUUAACAUCAAAAUUUGAAAAUCCAGUCGAAAAACCAAGAACUUCUUCAGAUUUAUUUACUCGUAUUGAUCCAUAA
Molecule: messenger RNA, 351 nt
Organism: Rotaria sordida
Lineage: Eukaryota; Metazoa; Rotifera; Eurotatoria; Philodinida; Philodinidae
Source: the annotation of a GenBank genome assembly